UGCAGCUUUUCCAGGUACUGGGGUCUGCAAAGUGGGAAGCGGUUUCAAUUUCAAACCCUAACAGACAGAGGGAAGGGCCAGUGAAUUGUGGAAUAACGUAAACACCGAAACGUUAAAGCGUUUAGCCGUAACAUUUCCACGUUAUCCUCCACAAACCAGUGCGUUGUCCAUAUCAAAGGCUGCAGUUUUUUCAUCCCACUGGAUCCGCGAAAUAACUCGUCCGCCACCGCGUACUCGCUCCAGUUUUCCGCGCCUGGUUCAUUUGAAUGAUUACUCGACGCUAGACUCGUUUACAGCAGGUGUUGGCCAAACCGGACACCGAACCACACUUAACUAUUACUAUUUUUUUGGCGGACAUAGCAAGCUAUUUCUGCAAGAAACAUGCCGAGGUCCAACAGGCAAAAAGAAUACAAACCUGGAGAUCUUGUAUUUGCUAAAAUGAAGGGGUAUCCACACUGGCCCGCGAGGAUUGACGAAUUACCUGAAGGAGCCGUGAAGUCCCCCUCAAACAAGUACCAGGUGUUCUUCUUUGGCACGCACGAGACGGCGUUCCUGGGGGCCAAGGAUUUGUGCCCUUACGAUGAAAACAAAGAGAAGUUUGGGAAAGCAAACAAGAGGAAAGGCUUUGCUGAGGGACUUUGGGAAAUCGAGAACAACCCCACUGUCACGCAUGAAGGCAACGAGUCAACCAAGAAGGACAAUGCGUCAGAAGGAGCAGCAGAUGCUGGGAGCACGGAGAAAGCAGACGCAGAGGGCAGUAGUGAUGAGGAUGAAGGGGCCCUGGUUAUCGACGAGAAGAACGAGAGGGGAGGAACUAAACGAAAAGCAGGGGAGUCCACAGAGGCUUCACCCAAGCGGCCGAAGGAUACCGAGGUAGAUGGUGACGCGAAAGUAGACGGCAGCAAGUCUAAAGGGGAGGCCAAGCUCAACGAUGUGGCCGGACCCAAGGCAACUGCCCCGUCCUCACAGUGCGAGUCGAAAGCAGAGGCCCAAGACAAUGCUCCUGCAGGGGAGCAGCUAACAGCAGAUAAGCCUGUGACCGGCAGCGCUUAACGUCAACUCUCAGAAGAAAAAAAAACCCAAGAAACUUUGAUGCUUUCCACAGGAAUUUAAGCAUCAACAUGAUUACCUGCAGGAUGCCAGAUUUCAGCUGUUUAAUUGAAAGGAUAAUUAAAAAAAACUAAAGUUUGUAUUCAGAGACAAACAACUCUUCAUCUGCCAUUUUUGGGGUAUCAUAUAUCCCAAAAACGAAACGUUUGCUAAUCUGGUUCCAAACAAUUGAACUGAGCACUUUAAGGCUCAUUUAUAAAUGGGAUUUUGGUGUGUAUAUAUUUUUUAUUUCUAAGUGCAAUUACAUAAUUACAAAGACUGAAUGCUUGGUGUCAAAAAACAUUUUCAGUUUAGAGGGAAUAAAAACUGAAUAUAUGAAACAUUUUAACCCAAAAAAAGAUAAAUACUUAUAUCUGAUGGUUUUAAAACAUAGAUAUUGUACAGGAAUAAGAACAAAUUUCCACCCAAGCUUGCAUAAAUUCAAUGUUUUACCUACAUCUAUCUCACCUAGCUUCAGCCUCUUAUUAAAUAAUAUCUUCAGUCAUUGGAUACAUGAUGAGUUGCACUUCGUAAAUUAGCUUCUUUUUUUCAUCUGCCCCAUUAAUCAUUAUCUAGUUCACUGUAUAAUGUUUUAAUGCAACACAGGUUUUGUUGCUUUUGUGUAGUGAAUGCUUCAUUGCAGACCCAUUUGAAAAGCGCUCUUGUAGGAUCAAAUCAGUCACUCUUCAAAGCCCUAUGUUACUUCCAUCCGCUGAUGAUUGUUUAUUAUUGAAAACGGAAAGACAUUCCUGAAUGUUGUUGCUCAGUCUUUAAGUUUUGGAGUUUUUUUGCAGGUGGUAAAAGCUAUGUCGCAACCUUUUCUGGAGAAAUGAUCUGGCAAACGUUUCAAAAUCCAUCAACUCAACUGUCAAUUCCUCCAAAUUCUUAUAAAUCUCAUGUUAAUGCUGCCACUCAUUCAUACUUGAAAUGUAACCAGGAAGAACACUUAGUUGCAUUCAAUAAUUGGUUGUACCAAAUAUGUUUUUUCAUAUAUUUUUUAUCAAAUGUAUAGCUAACAUCGUUAAUGCCAUCCUAUGAUCUGCACAAAUUCUGAAUUGAAUUUUAAUAAGUUAAAUCAUGAGAAGAAUGUACAGAGUGACCCAUCUGUAAAUCUUUGUUUUUUCCAAACCUCUUAACUGGAAUAUGAGUCUGUUCUAUUUCAAUGGUCUUAUUUGUUUUGGCUGUAAAACAAAGUUGUGAUGUUUAAAAGGUGUGUUUUUAUUUUAUCAUUUGUUUAGACGACAUGUUCAAAAUGUGGUGUUUAUUGUAUUCCACUAGAGGUUAAAUUUUAUGGUUCAAGUGUUUGUGUGACGCUGGACCUGCUCACUGUGUUACUUGGAUGUCAUUGUCAUCGCUUUAGUGUUCUUGCCUGUAUUUGGCAACAUGGAGUUACAGUUAAUCAAGUGAUGAACCUAAGGGAAAUUUCAGCUUUUAAAAAUGAACAUGAAACUGACUGCUUUGCCUAAAAACGGCUUGAACCCACCUAUAACAUUGCCCUUAUUACAACUAGGAGAUGGUCAAAGGGGCCUGUGUGUAAUAUCGAGGGUAUAAUUUGGCAUUGAGGUGUUAUUCUUGGUUAAGCUUUCUCUUUUCCUUUCAGAAGCUUUCAUUCAUCUUUAUCUACUGCUUACUGUUGUAGUUGCCAGUCCAUUUAAUAAACAUGUUGAUUACAAACAA
Molecule: messenger RNA, 2766 nt
Organism: Eleginops maclovinus (Patagonian blennie)
Lineage: Eukaryota; Metazoa; Chordata; Actinopteri; Perciformes; Eleginopidae
Product: hepatoma-derived growth factor-like
Exons: 6
Coding region: 382-1053 (223 amino acids)
Source: RefSeq, a predicted model, not a curated record